Bactrocera neohumeralis is the source of this 2779-nucleotide messenger RNA. It is a transcript of the gene croc, whose product is annotated as fork head domain-containing protein crocodile. The transcript has a single exon. The record is from RefSeq and is a predicted model, not a curated record. Gene Ontology annotation, biological process: regulation of transcription by RNA polymerase II; cell differentiation; anatomical structure morphogenesis. Gene Ontology annotation, molecular function: DNA-binding transcription factor activity, RNA polymerase II-specific; RNA polymerase II cis-regulatory region sequence-specific DNA binding. NCBI's taxonomy places the organism in Eukaryota, Metazoa, Arthropoda, Insecta, Diptera, Tephritidae. The coding region runs from base 696 to 2285 and encodes 529 amino acids.
AGCAAAACAAAAUAAAAUAACACCAAAGCAGAAAAGCGCUGGACCAACGGCACUUUCAAGUGGAAAGGGAAAAAUAAAAAUUAAAUGAAUAUAUGUGUAUAAAUGUAUGUGUGUAGGCACAGCGAUAUAACGCAAACGUAGUGACGACACUUGCCACACCACUUAACCGGGUUGUUGUUGUUGGUGCACAAGUAAAAAUAAUAAAAUAACAUUUUAGUUGCAAAACCAAAAGAAGAAACCGCCGAGCAAACAGAAAAUAAAUAUAAAAGUGCUAAAUCCAUGUGGAGCAAGCGCCCCACCACCGUGUUUUUGGCUAGACGCGUCAAGAAUCUGCGACGACGCGCACGUCUGUAGCGGCGGAGUUUACUUAAAAAAUACAAACAAGUGAAAUUAAGUAAAUAUUUGCUGAGCAAACAAAGAAUUUGGCGAAUAGGACUUGCGACUUGCGACAACUAAUUCGCGCGACGAACGAUUGCGCUCAAAUUAAGUAACGGUAAAUAGCGUGUGAUGUUAAGUUGAGCAAAAAACUUUGAGCGUUAUUUAAAAAAGUAUUAGAAAAGUAAAUAAAAACAAUAAAAAGUAAAUUGGUAAACGUGUUGUGCGCGCUAGUGUCAACAACAUAGUCGUGUGCCGUUAUUGCAAUAAAAACACUUGACUUUCACCCCCUGCAAGCCCCGUGCACAGCAACCAUAACCAUGCAUACGCUCUUCACCGAUCAGAAUUCCUUCUCGCGCCAUUACGCGCAAACCGCCGGCUAUCCCAGCGCGGCCACCGCCGGCGCCAUGACCACAGCCUCAGCUGCGGCCGCGGCACACUAUGCCUACGAUCAGUAUUCGCGUUACAGCUAUCCGGCGAGCGCUUACGGCUUGGGUGCGCCACACCAGAAUAAGGAGAUCGUGAAGCCGCCUUACUCCUACAUAGCGCUCAUCGCCAUGGCCAUACAGAACUCGGCGGACAAGAAGAUCACACUUAACGGCAUUUACCAGUAUAUAAUGGAGCGUUUUCCCUACUAUCGUGACAACAAGCAGGGUUGGCAGAACUCGAUACGUCACAAUCUCAGCUUGAAUGAGUGCUUCGUGAAAGUGGCGCGUGACGACAAGAAGCCCGGCAAAGGUUCAUACUGGACGCUCGAUCCCGAUUCGUAUAAUAUGUUUGAUAACGGUUCGUUUUUGCGACGGCGUCGUCGUUUCAAGAAGAAAGAUGUGCUGCGCGAAAAAGAGGAAGCCAUGAAGCGACAAGCGAUGAUGAAUGAAAAGUUGGCCGAAAUCAAGCCAUUGAAGCUGAUGACUAAUGGCAUUUUGGAUCACAAGCACAUGGCGGCGCAUGCACACUUCAAGAAGGAGCCCAUCAUGGAACUCGGUUGUCUGGCGGGCAAAGAUAUGCACACCGGACUGAGCACCGCCAUGUUGAACUCCUGCCAUGACAGCUUAGCGCAAAUGAAUCAUCUCACCGGCACGGUGGAGCAUGCCGGUUUCACCGUCGACUCACUCAUGAAUGUCUACAAUCCACGCAUACACCACAGCGCCUAUCCGUAUCACCUGAACGAGGACAACUUAGCCGUCGCUUCGACGCAAAUGCAUGCACACCAUGCCGCCGCCGCACAUCACGCCCAGCUGCGUCACCAUCAUGCCGCCCACGUCUCGCAUACGCACCCGCUAACGCCCGGUGGCCACGCCGGUGUGCAGCUGGGCGGCACAACCGCCUUAACAUCUGGCGCCUCACCCACAACGAUCUCAACGCCACAUGGACCGACACAUGGCGGCUGGUAUACACCUGAAACGCCACCAUCCGAGCCGAUUGGUAAUGGCGGCGCUGGUGGCGGCAGCGGUGGUGUCACAAAUGCUGGCGCACCAAGCAAUAAUAAUAAUAACAACAACAAUAGCAAUAACAGUCAUAAUCAUAAUGGUGCGGCAGGUGUGCAUAUCGGCAAUCAGAAUCACGCUUCAGUACUGACCGCUACCAGCAGUCCGUCGGCUGUGAUAGGUGGCGUCGUCACGGGCCACACAUCACUGGGUUUCCGCGAUAUGCUCUUCGAGCAGAAUCAACCAUGUCAAAUGGACACGGGCAGCCCGAAUGGCAGCCUACAGUCAGCCAGUCCACCGGCGAGCGCCAGCGCUGCAGCGGCCUCGGCAGCUGCCGCGGCGUCAGUGAUCAGCAGUCAUCAUCAUCAUCACCACCAUCACCUGAGCGGGAAUCUGGGAAAUUUGGGUAAUCUGAGCAACUUAAGUCAUUACCGUUCGCAUGUGAGCCACUAUCAGGACUAUGGCAUCAAAUAUGGCGUCUAAAUCAGCCAGCAAACUGAGUGGCGCUGAGGUGUGAAACGUGGCGCCGUGCUUGUGGCAGAUCCGGCGUAACGGUACUCCGCUGGUGCAGCACGUGAAGCACGCAUAGUCGGCUAUUACCGUUAUAAAGUAAUGCAUUUAAGUAACUGUCACACUAGUAGAACUUGAAUGGACCGACACGCUUUCGCGUUAGCAACUGUAAUGCAACGAAGUUUAAUUACUUUUAGUAGUCGUUCUCAAUACACAGUCUAAGGUAUACGAAUUUAUAUUCUAAGUGUUAAUAAUAUUAUGCUGUAGGCUUACAUAAAUAGAUAUUUAUUUUUCUUUUUUGCUUUUUGUUUGAAAACAAUAAACACUAGCUUCAAUAUAUUAUACGUACAAUUUUAUAACUGUACAUAUGUAUGUGAUUAUACGAUGGCUAUUGUGCGCGCAAGAGUUACGUGAAAUAAUAUUUUUUAAACAUAAAAAUCAAAAUUUUUAAAAAUAACUAAAUUUUU